AUGGGUCGCAAGCUGGGGCUCUUGCGAGCUGCCUAUCUGGUUUCAGCCAGCUGUAUGGGAUCUUUUGCAUUCGCCUUUGACACGGGCAUUAUAAGUGGUGUACUCGCGUUAGAAUCCUUCGAGCGAGACUUCGGAUACUCGCACUAUACCAAAGCGCAAAAAACCACCGUCAACUCCAACGCUGUGUCCAUCCUCCAAGGUGGCGCAUUCUUCGGCUGCUUCCUGAUCUCGCCAAUCGCCAAAUACCUCGGCCGCCGCUCCGGUCUGAUUGUCAGCUCGCUUGUCUUUACUCUCGGAACUAUCCUGCAGGUGAUCAACUCUGGUACCCUGGGCACAUUCUAUGCCGGCCGUGUGGUUGCUGGCUUGGGUAUUGGGUCAGCAACUGUAUUGAUCCCCAUGUACUCUGCGGAAAUGGCCCCCAAGGAGUUUCGCGGUCGUCUAGGGGCUUGCUUCCAGUUGUUCUUUGCACUCGGUGUGAUGAUUGCCUAUUGGGUGACGUAUGCGGUAGGUAAGGACCAGGCAACUGGAACGAGCCAAUGGCAGACUGCAUUGGGAUUGCAACUUCUCGGAUCAACACUACUGUUGGUUGGUAUGUGCACAGUCAAGGAGAGUGCUCGAUGGCUCGCGGCCAAGGGAAAGAUAGAUAAAGCGCGCGAGUCACUCAAGUGGGUGCGUGGUGGUGAGGAAUCAGAAGAGCUGCAGAUGGAAUUUGAUGAGAUUCUUGCCGGCAUCGAAGAAGAGGCUCGCGUUAAGGAAAAUCUCACAUUCAAGGAGCUGUUGCUUCCGGUUAAUCGUUACCGACUGUUCAUCGCCGUCACAAUUCAACUCAGCGCACAGUUGACCGGUAACACAUCGCUGGCCUACUAUGCCACUCAAAUCUUCGGUGCCGUUGGCGCAGGAAGCUCUGCGAAGCUGGUAACAGGCUUCUUCGGCGUCGUCAAGGUGACUGGUGUUGUCGUGUUUCAGUUGUUCGUAUUGGACCGCAUCGGGCGGCGGAUCCCAUUUAUGGCCGGUGCAUUCGCCAUGGGCUCGUUCAUGCUCAUUAUUGCAAUCAUUUUGGCCACGCAUCCGGCCAAUUCAGACAGCACUUCGGCCGGGCCCACUUCAGCUGGCAUUGCCUGUAUCAUCAUGACUUAUGCGGAAGCGUUCAGCUACAAUAUGUCCUGGGGUCCGCUGCCCUGGCUAUACGUGGGAGAGAUUUUCUCCAGCCGCACUCGAGAGAUCGGUGUUAUGGUCGGUGCGGCGUCGCAGUGGUUAUUUAAUUUCAUGAUGUCGCAGGUCACUCCACACGCAAUCGUAAACAUCGGUUGGCGGAUGUUCUUGAUGUUCGCUAUUUUCAACUACGCGAUUAUCGGAUACGCGUGGCUGGUUCUGAAAGAAACUUCAAACCACUCGCUUGAGGAAAUGGAGAGGGUCUUUGGUGGAGAAAAGAUGCACGAGAAACACCUUGAGAGCGCGGUUCAUGAGGAACACGCUCAGCUGUCUAAGGAGACUUGA
Molecule: messenger RNA, 1497 nt
Organism: Penicillium atrosanguineum
Lineage: Eukaryota; Fungi; Ascomycota; Eurotiomycetes; Eurotiales; Aspergillaceae
Exons: 3
Coding region: 1-1497 (498 amino acids)
Biological process (GO): transmembrane transport; carbohydrate transport
Cellular component (GO): membrane
Molecular function (GO): carbohydrate:proton symporter activity
Source: RefSeq, a predicted model, not a curated record